AUGGCGAGUAAGGACGCCAUUUCCAGCGAUGUCCGGGACUCACUGUCUCCCUCUGGAGAGGAGGACAGAAAAGCUUCGGCCGAGAUUAAUCUCUACCAUGAUGCUCUGGCUGCAGCUGGAGACUACCAGGGCAAGCCAACAGAGGUCGAGCUCAAGACUCUUCGACGAGUUCCAGGCAAGAUGCCUACCAUCGCCUACCUCAUCUGUACAGUGGAGUUCUGCGAGCGGGCGUCCUACUAUGGUGUCCAACAGCUCAUCGGCAACUUCGUGAAUCGGCCGCUACCUGAAGGUGGCAAUGGGUACGGAGCUCCUCCAAGAGGCACACAAGAGACUGCUGGUGCGCUGGGUCUUGGCGGUGUCAAGGCCAAUGCUGUCUCGCAGUCCUUCUCCAUGCUUGUGUACGUCCUGCCCGUCCUCUUCGGAUGGCUCGCGGAUACCCGUGUUGGUCGCUUCAAGCUCAUCUGCUGGGGUGUGUUGGCCUUCGGUGUUGCCCACGUCCUCAUGUGCGUCUCUGCCGCGAAGCCGCUGCUCGCGGACGGCAGCGCUGUGACGCCGUACCUGCUCUCGCUCUACAUUCUGGCAAUCGGUGCUGCGAUGUUCAAGCCCAACGUGUCCCCCCUCCUGCUGGACCAGAUGGUCACCCGAGUGCCGAAGGUCGUCACAGCCAAGAAUGGCGAAACAGUGAUCGAAGACCCCGAGGCGACAACAGAGAGAGUCAUGUUGUGGUUCUAUCUCCUGAUCAACGUUGGAGGUUUCAUGGGGGUUGCAACGACCUACGCCGAGAAGUACGUCGGAUUCUGGCUGGCAUUUCUGCUCCCACUGCUACUAUACCUGCCUUUGCCACUUCUUCUCUGGUUCCUUAAGCCACGCCUGGUCCACCACCCACCUGGAGGUAACGAACUCGGCCGCGUGUUCAGAAUAAUCGCAGUGUCUUUGCGCCGUGGUGGGCUCAGCAAGAUUGGAAGACACGGAUUCUGGGAUCUCGCUAAGCCAAGCAACAUUGCCGCGGCCGGUCUUAGCAUUCAGACCUCAUGGAACGACGAGUUCGUUGAGGAUGUGAGACGUGCAUUCCAGGCCACUGGAAUGUUCUGUUUCUUUCCAAUCCAGUACCUCAACGACAACGGUAUCGGCGGCGCAGCGGGCUACCUGUCUACUAUGUUGACAACCAACGGUGUCCCCAACGACGUCGUCCAGAACUUCAACAGCUUGAGCAUCAUCCUCGCCAUCCCAGUCUUCAACUAUGGAAUCUAUCCGUUCUUCCGCAAAGUGAAGUUUCACUACGGACCUGUGUCUCGUAUUGUCACUGGUCUCGCUAUGUCUACCAUUGGCGGCGUGGGUUACACCGUGCUGAACUACUACGCCUACCAGCAGUCUCCCUGCGGCGACUAUGGCUCAACCGACUGCACUGUCGGCACUGGCGUUGCUCCUAUUACCAUUUGGUGGAUGGCUAUACCAUACGGCCUCGGCGGUAUCUCUGAGAUUCUCGUCAACGUCCCAGCUUACGGUAUCGCGUACUCCCGCGCACCGGCUAACAUGAGAGGCUUGGUCUCGGCCAUGAACUUGUUCAACACCGGAGUCGCAUACGCCAUCGGCUUGGCCUGCUCUUCAGUCAUUCGCGAUCCUUACCUCACUUGGGAUUUUGGUGGUGUCGCUAUUGCUGGUGCUAUCCUGACUGUCGUCUUUUAUGUCUUGUUCCGACAUAUCGACAAGGAGGAAUACACGCUUAAUGAUGCCGAGGAGAACGCUGUGUCAAGGAAGCUUUCGGUUAACCCAAAUGACCCUGUGAUGUCAAUGGAUCCGGAGAAGACGAUCUCGACGAUCUAA
This is a messenger RNA of Fulvia fulva, 1824 nucleotides long. RefSeq names its product MFS-type transporter ucsM. The record is from RefSeq and is a predicted model, not a curated record. Gene Ontology annotation, cellular component: membrane. The transcript has 3 exons. Gene Ontology annotation, molecular function: dipeptide transmembrane transporter activity. NCBI's taxonomy places the organism in Eukaryota, Fungi, Ascomycota, Dothideomycetes, Mycosphaerellales, Mycosphaerellaceae. Bases 1 to 1824 code for a protein of 607 amino acids. Gene Ontology annotation, biological process: transmembrane transport.